ACCCUCAAACAACUCAACACAAUGAAGAAGACAUCUCAGAAUAUCCAGCUAGCUAUAUACGCUACAAUACUGAGCCUGACAAUCGCCUGGCUCGUCAUAUCCAUCGCCGACACUGCUGUAUUAGCCCUACGAGAGUGGGACUUUCUCCCCUCCUGCGUCACCAGGCAUCAACGGCCACAACCAUUCAAGAUCGAAUAUCUAGAAUACAUAGACGACGAAUACGAGGAUAAUCUCGACAUCCCUUCUGCACAAAACGUCCUCAUGCCUCCAAUUACCGGCGGCGGCGGUAGUGAUGGCGACGACAAGAACACAAAUCUAAUCGUCUCCGACCUCCUCGUCAAAACACCCAAAAUCAACGUCUUUGCAUCCCUAACGCGGGAUUUCCAACCCAUCGCAAGCCGACUGAACGACAAAUCCCAAAACACUACUGUCCUUGCACCAUUAAAUUCAGCUAUAAACUCCCUGCCGCGGAAACCAUGGGAAGAUCCGGCUGAUUACGACCGGUUCGGGGAAGCGAAAGCUUAUAACGGCGAAGAAGGGCAGGAUAGGGCGAAGAGAAAUUUGCAGAGGUUUGUGGAGGCGCAUUUGGUGCCUGUUAGUCCGUGGAGGGAAGGGGAGGAGGUUGAGACUGUUGGAGGGGCGAAGGUUAAGUGGGUUAAAGAGGGGGAGACUGUUUUUAUUGAACCUGGACAUGUUGAAGUUGAGAGUUUGGCUUCGGAAGUGUCUAAUGGGAAUGUCUGGGUUCUUAAGGGGGUCGUUAAUUAUCAAUGAGUUUUAUCUGGUAUGGGAACUUUUCGGUUCCUGUUUUGCGUCAUAAGAUGGAAUUGGUAUGCGGAAUGGGCUUUAUGCUUCAAGCUGGUCUUGAUUUGACAUUGUACAUAUGUUUUACACUCUGAACGCUGCGUACAGUGGCUAUUAAUGAUUAUGAUACUGUCUUAUUAUGUCCCCUUAAAGGAGAGUAGUAGCAUAAGCUAGUCCUCAGGCCACUAAUAUAAGAGGACAAUGAACAUAUACAACCAUGCCAUUAUCAAUCAAUCUACAUAAGGUAGAAACCAAACAAAGUCUUCCUCUGAAAGACACCCCUACACGACAUAAAAAUACACCCAAAACAGUGCCAUACCACUAAGCCUUCCAAUUGUGCAAAACCCUUUCUUCAAUACCAUCCAACAAACUGAAAUACUCCAUAACCUCCAAAUUCUCCGCCUCACUGCGAUACAACUUAUCCGGAUCAGCACCCGGUUGGAACGGGUUUGCGCCUGCUGCUGGGUUUGCCAUUGCCAUU
Talaromyces stipitatus ATCC 10500 is the source of this 1282-nucleotide messenger RNA. RefSeq lists its product as uncharacterized. The transcript has 2 exons. NCBI's taxonomy places the organism in Eukaryota, Fungi, Ascomycota, Eurotiomycetes, Eurotiales, Trichocomaceae. The coding region runs from base 22 to 771 and encodes 249 amino acids. The record is from RefSeq and is a predicted model, not a curated record.